AUGAGAGCCUUCUUUCUAGUCUUCGCUACCGCGGCAGCCGCAUCAACAUCUUAUCUAACAUGGGCAGCGGAUUCGUUCAUUCAACGCGGAGUGAUGGCUACCCGUUACUACGGAGAAGCGACGCUAUAUGAAGGUUACGAGGCCGCAUACGCGCUCACUAAGAACAAGGCCUACGUCGACUGGUAUCAGGAGCAGAUUGAUGAUGCGGUGGUUCUCGACAACGGCACGAUCCGGGGUUGGAAGUACGACUACUACUCCCUGGACGACUAUCGCAUAGGCAAUAACCUCGUGUGGUGGUAUGAACGCACAGGAGACGUCAAAUACAGAAACGCCGCGGACAUCAUCCGGAAGCAACUGCAGCGGCACCCGCGCACGCCUACCGGAGGUUUCUGGCAUAGAGACCCGGACUACCCAGAUCAGAUGUGGCUCGAUGGAAUAUUCAUGGCCGACAGCUUCUACGCGAAAUGGACCUAUUUGUUCGAUGCGGAGAAUAGGUCUGCGUGGGAUGACAUAGCGCUUCAGUACGAUACUAUCGAAGCGCAUACCCGAAACCACACCUCGGGGCUGCUUGUGCACGGCUACGAUGAGAGCAAGAAAGCCGUAUGGGCGGACCCCGUCACGGGCGCGGCGCCGCUGGUGUGGAGUCGCGCUGUGGGCUGGUACUUUAUGAGUCUGCUGGAGGUCAUACCCCUAUUUCCCGAGUCACACCCCGGGCGCGCCCGGCUCGUCGGGUACUUCACCACUCUUGCGGCAGCCCUCAAGAGGGCACAGGACGAGAAGUCCAAUGGCUGGUGGCUGAUUAUGAGCGAGCCGUACCCCGGGGCGCAGGGCAAUUAUAUCGAGAGUAGCGCGUCGGCCAUGUUCACUUUCGGUUGGUUGAAGGGCAUUAGACUAGGUCUAAUCGCCGCAGAUGACUUCCUCGAGCCAGCGCUCAAGGCGUAUCGCGGUUUGGUAGAUCGCUUCGUUGAAAUCGACGAUGACGAUGCAUUGAACUGGGAGGGGACUGUGGAGGUUGGUUCUUUGGGUAGUAAUGGAACCUACGAGUAUUACAUCUCGAUUCCGUUAGAAGAAAACGACCAUAGAGGCGCAGGGUCUUUUAUGUUAGCGUCUUAUGAACUGGAGAAGCGCCACUAG
Messenger RNA from Annulohypoxylon truncatum, 1134 nucleotides. RefSeq names its product glycoside hydrolase family 105 protein. The coding region runs from base 1 to 1134 and encodes 377 amino acids. NCBI's taxonomy places the organism in Eukaryota, Fungi, Ascomycota, Sordariomycetes, Xylariales, Hypoxylaceae. Gene Ontology annotation, biological process: carbohydrate metabolic process. The record is from RefSeq and is a predicted model, not a curated record. The transcript is spliced from 2 exons.